This is a messenger RNA of Hemibagrus wyckioides, 4508 nucleotides long. It is a transcript of the gene tmem62, whose product is annotated as transmembrane protein 62. The transcript is spliced from 14 exons. Gene Ontology annotation, molecular function: hydrolase activity. The coding region runs from base 247 to 2166 and encodes 639 amino acids. The record is from RefSeq and is a predicted model, not a curated record. Lineage: Eukaryota; Metazoa; Chordata; Actinopteri; Siluriformes; Bagridae.
UCCGUGGUUUCAGUUUAAAAUCCAGAAAGGCGGAAGUGUGAGUUGUAAGCGGUGAUGACAGCGCGGUUAUUUGUCCUAUCACACGGUUUUCCCCCCUCCGUCUCACCGCCACUGAACAGCCGAGGAUUCGGGGCUUGCAGCUAUUAAACAGUAAGCGGAGAGAGGCCAUGGCCAGUGUAGCCGGUGAUUUUCGGGACAGGGUUUGACGUGUGGGUCGCGCUGUGCGGGAACGCUGCUCCUAUCAGGAUGCUCCGGUUGUUUGUUGUCCUGGUUGGUACCGGCUUGGUGCUGGCGUGUUUUACUUCCUGGGUGAUGGACAGCUACGACACCACCUGGCACCCGAAGCGGAGUUUAGUGCAGUCUCACCAUGAACACGUUAAGAAGAAACGCGAGGCACCUUUUCCAGGAGCAGAGCUGAACAACAUCUUCUGGUUUGUGCAGGUAUCUGACAUUCAUAUAAGUCGCUUCCGUGAUCCAAGACGAGUCCCAGACUUUGAAAAGUUCUGUACAGACACCAUUGAGGUCAUUAAACCAGCUCUCGUACUGGCCACAGGGGACUUAACAGAUGCAAAGACAGAAAAUAAAGUUGGCUCUCUUCAGCAUGAGGUGGAGUGGCAGGCCUAUCACAACGUCCUAAAGAAAUCUCGAGUGCUGGAGCGCACAAAAUGGAUAGACAUUCGAGGAAACCAUGAUGCCUUCAACAUUAUAUCUCCGGACAGCGUUAACAAUUAUUACAGGAAGUAUUCUGCCAACCAGAAGCUUGGCUCCUUCCACUAUGUACACAGCACUCCCUUUGGCAACUAUUCAUUUAUCUGUGCUGAUGCCACCCUCACUCCUGGCCCUAAGCGUCCCUACAACUUCUUUGGAAUACUUAAUCAGAGUCAAACUGACAUGCUGGUGACCUUUAGGCAGGAGAGUCAGAGCAGCAAUCAGACCGUCUGGUUCGGACACUACACCACCUCCACUGUUAUCUCUCCUCCACCUGGGGUCAGAGCCUUGAUGAGCAAGGCAGUUGCGUAUCUCUGUGGGCACCUGCACACGCUGGGGGGUCUGAUGCCUGUUCUUCACAGCAGACACUCAACAGGAACACUGGAGCUGGAGCUGGGAGACUGGAUGGACAACCGCAGAUACAGGAUCCUGGCCUUUGACCACGACCUCCUGAGUUUCUCAGACCUGACAUUUGAGGACUGGCCAGCAGUGAUCAUCACCAACCCCAAAGAUGCUCAAUACCUACAUCCAGGAGUGGAGCCUUUGGAUCGCAUCUACAGCUCCACACACAUCAGGAUCCUGGUAUUUUCAGAAGCUCCGGUUACAGCAGUGUAUGUGAGUGUGGAUGGAGAGGCCCUGGGAAAAGCAGAGUGUGUAGGGGGACCUCUGUAUGUGCUGUACUGGGACCCCAAAGUCUACUCCACUGGACUGCAUUCAAUCAAAGUCAAAGCAGAGAAUUUGGCAGGUCAGACGAAGGUGCGAGAGCAACUGUUUACCAUGCAGGAGGACCUCACACCCAGCUUUGGCUUCCUACAAUCUUUUAUCCUCCUCACUGACCACUACAUCCUGGCACGGAUCGCUUUUGUAGCAGUCGUGUUGCUGAACGUGGGCAUCCUGGUUGCCUUCAGAUUCUUGCAGAUGCCCGCUGCCCGAGGGAUGCUCUCUCAGGCCGUUUUGUCCAUACACCUUGUCAGCAAGAUCAAUGCUUUCUACUACACCUUGCUGCUGUUCAAUCUGUGUACAGCAUUAGGGCCGUGGUUCAUUGGGGAGGUGAUUGAUGGACACAAUGGAGCUUGCUUUGCUUUCGGUGUGUUCGUUGGUGGGCAUUUUCUUGAGGGCAGUCUGACCUAUGUUGUGGGUGUGAUGCAGUUGAUCUUCUUCAACAUGCCUCUGACAUGCUACCUCUGCUGGAGUGUGCACCAGCGCUACAGCGGCUGCUCCUUCCGCUCUCAUUUCUGUAGGACAGGAUCCCGCUGGAGGACUCUGGCUGUACACGUGGUAAUGCUGCUUCUCUUCAUCUGGCAGGCAUACUCCUGCUACUUCCUGCUGGAGACCUACGGCCCGUUGGCUUUCUUCCUGUCUCCGGUGCGUACCUGGGCUCUGCUGAUGGGUCUGCUGCUCAUUUACAAGGUCUGGAAGGGACCAGCUCCAAGUCCCUCUAAUAAGACCAACUCGUAGCUAUGACAGCGAAACUGACCAGUUUUUCAGACACAAUUUUAAACAUUUUACUGUUCUACACAUUUGUGUGCCAUAUUCUUCCCCCUCUAUCUUUCUACGCAAUCGCUACAUUACGGAAUUGUUCGUAUCAUAACAGGAGAGCUGGAGAGAGGAUGUACCACUAAAGCAUGGGCAUUUUAGUCUACUUGAACACUCAUCUUGGGCCACUUCUUUUUUUCAGUAGAUUACACUGAAGUAUUUUAGCAAAUCAACAAGGUGUGAAUUGCCUUGCUCGACUGCCAGACUAAAUAUUUGAUCAUUUAGAUAAAAUACAAAUUUGUGGAUGAGCACUGAGACUCUUUCACCUGCGUUAUUGCUUAACCACCAAUCACAAUAUCAGCAAUAGUUUAGUUGGGGAAAAAAAAAAAAAAAAAAACUGACCAUAGACAGUGACCUUGGUUCUGCUGCGUGGACAACAUUGAGGUUGUUAAAGCCUUCAACGUAUUUUUGUUCUGUUUGUUCACAUGAUUUCCUGUAACUAAUACAAAUAGUUUAUUCCACUGGGCUUUCAAAGCCAGUCCCAAGUCCUGAUUAAAAUGGAUGGGUUUCCAAAUCAAAUAUGCGUAUCAAUAUCAAAUAUGGAGAUAAUCCAGUGGUACUCAUGGUACUCGAGGUAUCUUGGCAGUCCUGGGAUUCAAACUUACAACCUUCCAACCAGUGGAACAACAUUUUGUAAAGCAAAGGUCAAAUGACAUCAGGUUGAGACUAGCGGUGUGAUCUCAUGCCAUCAGGAGCUUUUCACUUUCAUGCUGCCGUUUGUUCAUUUGUUCUUUCGUUUUCUUACUUUCUUUUGUUCUUGGUAACUGUCUGGUCAGGGUCACAGUGGAUAAAUUAGGCGUCUAGUAUUUUUAGUUUUAUAAUUUUGUAAACUAGAACUACAGACCAACUGCAUUCAUUAGAAAUGUUGCUGGCAGGUACAAACUGAAUCAUAACUGUGAACAGGAAUAAAAUUUGGUGACACUCUUUCUCUAAUAAAAUAAUAAUAAAUCUCAAAAUAGAAAAAAAUGUGCAAAUUAGGCCAUGCCCACUUUAAAUCUGAAUACAAAUACGGCUGUUUACAGCACUAAACACACACACACAAAUAAUUUAUAUAUAUAUAUAUUAUUUGUUGUUAUGUUACACCCACGUUGUAUUUAUGAAUACAGAAACCUAAUGUAUAACACAUGAUCCCAUUGUUUCUGCUGUGAUGAAAUUUCAUCAGGCUCAUCAGAACAUGUGUUUGUUUUGGGUCACAAACCAUUUGUAGAGGACUAUACAGAUUAACCUCAUGAGAUUUCUUAGACUAGCAAAGGAAAAACUGGUAUCUAUGGAGAAGGUAUACGAGUGCCUGAGCUGUAUCCUAGACAUAAUACACCACUAUAUGCUUUAUUUAUUGUAUGACACUGGAAGAGAUCCCUGAUCUCACUGAAUAGGACCAGUGUUGUAGUAAAAAAAAAAAGAGUGUGAAGAUAAACUGGAUGUAGGACUGCUUCAUAGAUCAAGAUGCAAGAAAAGACAAUCAGCAGUGUGUUUAUACACUUGGAGCUCAUUAAAGUGUAGACCCACUGAAUUUUUUUUUUUUUAAAGUUUCUCAUUCUGCACUUCAGCUGGAUUGGAUAAACACGGUUUGGAAAACUAAAGGGAACAAUCCAUGCAACAUAAUCAAUGCAUAACAGUCAUGUUGUACAGAAGGAGCUAAAGAUAGAGGGAAUAUUACAGUGUUUAUGUUGAGGAUGUUUUUACCAUGUAAUCCACUUAUUUUCUAUAAAUGCUGCGAUAAAUUUGGUGUGGUAGAUUUCUUUUUGUUGUGCUUUUGUUGAUUUGUGUUUUGAUUACCUGCAACUCAGUUCAGGUCUCUCGGGAAUGUAAAGACUCUAGAUUAUCUAUGAACAAUGUGAAGGGUUUCAAAUGGUUUCUUUUUUGGUUUUGGGUUAUUCAUUUAGAACAAUAUGUGACUCAAUCUUUAUUCAUUUACAGUUGUGAUGAAGUGACUACUUGAAACAAUCAUUUGAAAUAAUAUACUUUAUUUAUAAUGAAGUAUAUUAUUAAUAAAUUAUAAAUAAUUUAUCAUUAUUUUUUAUGCAUAUUGAUUUGAUUGUUUUUUUAAGUACUGUGCUGUUGUUUAUGCCCAUUUCCUUGUAUGUAGAACAAGUUUGAAGUCCCUUGAAUGCUAAUGAUUACUGCUCAGAUAGUGGAAAUUUGAUUACACACUGAUUGGUGAGCGAGUCAAUGUGCUCACCGGUCAAGCCGAAUGCUAGUGAUGACUUAAACAUGUUUGGUCCUUAGAAUUUGCCUUUCUGACAAAAUAAACAAAUGAAAAGUAA